GCUAGAGUUUUAUAAAUCUAAUUGAGAAUUAACGAUGGACGUUGAUGCCUCCAACACAACGAACCGUCCGAUCCUUAUUACAAACAUCGCAUUCAACAACUCUUCCGUUACAACGGUACGGAAAAAACCGUAUAUUUUGAGAUAGCCAAACUAAACGAAACCGUAGCGUAACAACGUUGCUUUCGUGCUACUUGAAAUGGCGGAGAAGCAACCUUACAGACAACAAUAUCAGAAACACAUACAAGACACAUAAAUUGUACUGAGAGAGAAUAGAAGCACAAUUAAAAACCACACUACACACUCCCUAACACAUUCCUUUUCUUCCCAUUUUCCAUUCUCUUUCUUUCUCUCCUACACUUCCUCCCAAACCAUUUCCCUCUUUUCCAGCUUAACUACACUUCCAAAUUCUCCAAAACUUAGAAUCAAACCAAAAACUUACACAUUUAACUCGGGUUUCGAGUUUCCCCCAACCGGUUCGGUUCAGUUUGGUCCAAUUGAAUCAUGGAGCAAAGUACGCUCGAGUCCAUUCAGUUCAACGAAGAAAUUCUGGGAAUCAUGGCUCCGGCGCCGGAAACCGCGAACUCUUUCACCGCACUUCUCGAACUACCUCCGACGCAAGUCGUCGAGCUUCUCCACUCGUCGGAGCAUACCGGAAAACUGCCUCUACACGUCAGUAACCCGAAACCCUAUCCACUAACUUCCGUCAUUUGCGGCGGUACAAGUAAUUUGACCUUCCCUUCCAACGCCGCGUUGGUCGAACGCGCUGCAAGAUUCUCCGUGUUCGCUGGAGAGAAUCCGCCGCAGACGGAAGUGAAAGAUGAGCAACAAGAGACCGAUUCGAACCCGAGUUUAACUCAGGGAGGUGGUGACUGUGUCUCUGAUCCCACCGUGGAGAACAAGAACUCCAAGGGUGCGAAGAGGAAGCAGCUAGAGAAGAAGGUUAAAGUGUCUUCUAAGAAGAGCAAGAGUAUCGCCGAUGAGAAUUCCGGCAACGGCGAAGAGCUUCCGUAUGUUCACGUUCGUGUUCGUCGAGGUCAAGCCACGGAUAGCCAUAGUUUAGCAGAAAGGGCUAGGAGAGAGAAGAUAAAUGCUCGAAUGAAACUGUUACAAGAGCUGGUCCCCGGUUGCAACAAGAUAUCAGGAACGGCGUUGGUUUUGGAUAAAAUCAUCAACCAUGUACAAUCUCUACAGCAUGAAGUGGAGAUUUUAUCAAUGAAACUUGCAGCAGUUAACCCAAUAAUUGAUUUCAACCUUGACAGCAUAUUGGCAACAGAAGGAGUGUCUCUCAUGGACAGUAACUUCCCUACCACAGUCACACCCGUCAUGUGGCCAGAAAUCUCACACAAUGGAAACAGACCGCAGUUUCAGCAACCGUGGCAAUCUGAUGGGUUCCACCAACCACUAUGGGGGAGAGAAGAAAACAACCCUAAUUUCAUGACCCCAGAAAACUCACUUUUGAGUUAUGACUCACCAGCAAAUUCAGUAUCUUUGCAUUCAAAUCAGUUGAAGAUGGAGCUAUGAAAGGGUACAGAAGCAGUGGUACUAGUAGUAAUUAGCUUAGUAGUGUAUAUAAAAAAUAUAGUCGUAGAAAUUAGGAGUGAUUUGAUCAGGCCCAACAUUCAGCAGGAUUUCAUUGUCCUCUGUUUGUCAGAGUCAGUUGGAACACCUGGAUUUUAUUCAGCCAGCAAGGGAGAAGAAUUGGUAUGCUAUUUUUAUAUAAUAUAUUGAUUAGUAUCGCUGUGUAUACUAACUAUAGGGGUCAUUCAGUCUUAGAUGAUUGAGUGAUUCAGAUUGUAAAAUCAUUGAACGGACUGUUAAUGAACUAUUAUGGAAGUUUGUUGCUAUGUUCACUGAAUGAUAUUUCCAUUGCUUGUUACUUAAACUUAUAAUGACGAGUAUUUCUUUAUUUUGCAUUA
Molecule: messenger RNA, 1916 nt
Organism: Cicer arietinum (chickpea)
Lineage: Eukaryota; Viridiplantae; Streptophyta; Magnoliopsida; Fabales; Fabaceae
Source: RefSeq, a predicted model, not a curated record